Toxotes jaculatrix (banded archerfish) is the source of this 4245-nucleotide messenger RNA. It is a transcript of the gene ezh1, whose product is annotated as enhancer of zeste 1 polycomb repressive complex 2 subunit. The transcript is spliced from 21 exons. Bases 532 to 2883 code for a protein of 783 amino acids. The record is from RefSeq and is a predicted model, not a curated record. Gene Ontology annotation, molecular function: histone H3K27 methyltransferase activity; protein binding. Lineage: Eukaryota; Metazoa; Chordata; Actinopteri; Toxotidae. Gene Ontology annotation, biological process: chromatin remodeling.
AGCAGUCUGGACAGUUGCAUCAGUUCCUGUGUGUGCGUGUAAAUGUCUGUGCUGUGGCCGCUCCACGCUACUUUUUAUUCCCAGGACGCAGAAUAGUAAUAAAUCCUCCUCUGCUAGGAAAGGCUGUGAUCAUAAUAAAGACGUCACCCUCCUGCUCGGGUUGGCUCAACCAAGCCAAGUGCGCAGCUAUUUGUAAGCUACAACAACAACAACCACCACCAGCACCAUGCCCGUGGAUAACGUAGUGAUUUCUCUGAGAUCCCCUCGCCGUGCGGAGACGAUAUCUGCGUCAGAUCCAUAGUAAAUACAGCCUUUAAUUGCUCCGGAUCUUUCCACCUAAAAAAAAGAAAAAGAAAAAAAAACAGAGAGAGGGACUUGAUCGCGUUGCAGGCUCUUGUCGCAACAAAUAGGACGCAAGACGUGGAUUUGAAGAAAGCUCAAGUUGGCAUCAGAGUCUAGUCCCGGUGCAUCCUGUUCCCCAGUGAUGUUGGACUGUUUUGCCACAAAGGAUCUCUGUCUUUUCAAAGAGUCAUGGAGGAAACAGCUGCUGCAGACCCAGGCCCUGGCACCGGUACUGUCCCACCAACCUCAAGACCUCAGCCUUCCUCAUUUGCCCCUUCCCGCAGCCUGCUGGAGUGGAGACGGAGGGUCAAGUCUGAAUAUAUGCGCCUUCGCCAAUUAAAACGCCUUAAAAAAGCAGAGGAGGUCAAGACCGUGUUCAUGUCCAACAGACAGAAGAUUGAGCAGCAGACAAAUCUCCUGAACACAGAGUGGUCCAAGCUCAGGAUUCAGUCCAUUCCUUUGUCAACGUCUAGUGGAGCUCUGGCCAACAAGAAGGUGUGUACUGUGGAGUUUGGCUUCCCAGGAUUCAAAGCUCAAGCCAUUGCCAUGAGACCACUGUCAACAGUAGCAGGAAUCCCCUUCAUGUACUCCUGGUCACCUCUGCAGCACAACUUCAUGGUGGAGGACGAGACGUUCCUUCACAACAUCCCCUACAUGGGCGACGAGGUGCUGGAACAGGACGAGGCCUUCCUGGAGGAACUCAUCGACAACUACGACGGUGUCCAUGGCGACAGAGAGGGUGGUUUUAUUAGUGACGAGAUCUUUAAAGAGCUGGUGGAAGCCUUGAGCCAGUACUCUGACCACGAGGAGGAGGAAGAAGAGGAAGCAGUGGCCGUGGCAGAGGCUGUGGGGAAGAAGGAGGAGGAAAGAGUGAUGAGGAGGAGCUCAGUGGAGGGCUCAGAAGAGACCAAAGCUGGGACUGUGGCGUUCAUCAGGAGGAAGAGAAAGAGCACAACUGAGGUGAGGGACCUGUGCAGCAGCAAGAAGAUCCCCAAUGAUAAGAUAUUUACAGCCAUCGCCUCUAUGUUCCCUUACAAGGGCACCACGGAGGAGCUGAAGGAAAAGUAUAAGGACCUCUUGGAGCCCCCCAGCCCGGUGAAGCUGCCCCCACUUUGCACCCCCAACCUGGAUGGACCUUUUGCUAAGUCUGUGCAGCGGGAGCAGUCAUUACACUCCUUCCACACACUCUUCUGCAGACGUUGCUUCAAAUACGACUGUUUCCUCCACCCUUUUCAUGCUACACCCAAUGUUUACAAGAGGAAGAGUAAGGAGAUCCGCAUGGAGACUGAACCAUGUGGUGUGGACUGCUUUCUGUUACAGAAAGGGGCUAAAGAGUUUGUGGAUCAGAAUAUGUUACGGUCACAGAGGUCUCGGAGGCGACGGAGGCAGCAGCGUCCCACCAGCUCCAGCUGUCCUGGGCCAUCUGGGUCUACUGAGGAAGGCAAAGAGGGUGACAGUGACCAUGAGACCACCUCCUCCUCAGAGGGCAAUUCGCGGUGCCAGACUCCCACCAAGCUGCGUCCAGGGGACGAUGACGGGGAGCAGCAGGCCUGCUGUGUGGUCCAGUGGAGCGGGGCAGAGGAGUCGCUGUUUAGGGUGCUACACGGCACAUACUUCAACAACUUCUGUUCCAUCGCUCGCCUCAUCGGUACCAAGAACUGCAAGGAGGUGUACGAGUUUGCAGUGAAGGAGGUCCUGAUCCAUCGUGUUCCUUUGGAGGAUGGAGGCAUCUCACCCCAAAAGAAGAAAAGGAAACACAGGUUAUGGGCCAAGAUUCAGCUGAAGAAAGAUAACUCAUCCAAUCAGGUGUACAACUACCAACCAUGUGACCACCCUGACCAUCCAUGCGACAGCUCCUGCCCGUGUGUGAUGACCCAGAAUUUUUGUGAGAAGUUCUGUCAGUGCGAGCACGAGUGCCAGAACCGCUUCCCAGGCUGCAGGUGUAAGACUCAGUGUAACACUAAACAGUGUCCCUGCUACCUGGCUGUGAGGGAAUGUGACCCAGAUCUGUGCAUGACUUGCGGGGCUGCAGACCACUGGGACAGCAAGGUGGUCUCCUGCAAAAACUGCAGCAUCCAGAGAGGCCUAAAGAAGCACCUGCUGUUGGCUCCAUCAGAUGUCGCCGGAUGGGGCACCUUCAUCAAAGAGCCUGUUCAGAAGAAUGAGUUCAUCUCAGAAUACUGCGGAGAGCUGAUCUCUCAGGAUGAGGCAGACCGACGUGGCAGGAUCUAUGACAAAUACAUGUCUAGCUUCCUUUUCAACUUGAACAAUGUAGACUUUGUUGUGGAUGCCACACGAAAGGGGAACAAAAUCCGCUUUGCAAAUCAUUCAGUUAAUCCCAACUGCUACGCAAAAGUGGUAAUGGUGAAUGGAGACCAUCGCAUCGGUAUCUUUGCCAAACGAGCUAUCCUACAAGGAGAGGAGCUCUUCUUUGACUACAGAUACAGCCAAGCCGAUGCCCUCAAAUAUGUGGGGAUAGAGAGGGAGGAAGCUGACUGGACAUUUCAAGAUCAAUUCAACACAGACUCAGUGUGUUUAUAAUGUUACAUACAAACACCUGAUACCUGAACACGGACGAGCCACACCGAGCUUCACCCAGGCCUUUUUUCCGUCUCAUUCUACUACUGUUGGUGCACUACAAUAAGUGAACUGGAUAGUUGGUAUCAGUGCACGUUUGUUUUUUGAUCAGAGUCGUUGUUUAACACUGGAAAGUUUUAUCUUGGUGGGAACAAAACACAAACACUUUCACAUCCAGUCAGUCACACAUACACACUUUCCAGGGACCACGCAUGAACUAACUAGUGGGUUGCAAUGAAGUGACACUGCUAGGCUGAAUGUUUAUGAUCCAUUUAGCAAUGAAUACAGUUAGGUGUAUACAUUUAUAUAAUACAUAAGCUGACUCUUUCCUAAUAGGCAACAAAGCAUGUUUGACCCAAGUUUGUUGGCUUGCACCUAAGUAUGAACUUUGAGUGGUGAUUGUCCAUUUGACAAAAACUGUUCUUUGUAUGGAUCAGAAGCCAACAGUUUCACUCCGUCUGCUCGCUUUUCAUUUUCAUUCAUCUUCUUCACAGCACAUUCUUAAAAAUAUAGCCUGUAUUUGCCAGUUUUGGCCGUAUCUGUACAUUUUCAUACAUUAUUAGCAAGUCGUGCCUUUACAGUAAUUGCAGUUUUUACAUCUACUGUACAUCCUGUCACUGUACAAUUUCGCACAGCCCUGCUCAUCUGUAACAGAAGAAAACCAACAAUGUUGAGUUUUUGAGGUGUGUUAGUGCCACAGAGAACGAGUCCUGCACUUUCUUUAUCCUGAGCAUUCUGAAAAGCUACCAUGAGUAUUAGUACUGUCAGUGCUGAAGCAGCCUUCAGUGAAAACAUCAGAACAGGGCUUCACUGUAGCGCCUGCUCAUACAUUACAGAGUCAAAGGAUUUACAUUCAAACACUCCAUGUAUCUGAAUUUAACUUGUUUUGUAUAAACCAUAGGAAUUAAAAAAAGUCGCUUAACACAUUAUUCAUAUAUUGACGUAUACACUCAUUACAUCCUAUUUGCUAUUGUGCAUCUGCAAAUUAAACUGAGACAUUAACAUCAUUGGAGGCCAAAAGAAGCUCAUAUUAUUGCAUGUUACUGCAAAGUGCGCUCAUGCUCUACGUAUGCAUAGCUUAUAUGUUGCAAAUGUAUUACUUUUUUUCCACAUACACAUAUAGUGCUUUAGUAGCAAGAAGAACUGCAGUGAGCGAUGAUGGCCCCUAAGCUUUGGUUGCACCACACAUCAAAUGAAAUUUCAUCUUGCCAUAGAAGGAAAUUUCAUUGGACUAUAGGUAGAAUUUUGAACUUUCCACUGAAAGCAGCUAAACAAGCAGCAGUAGUGAUGACAGCGUGGUCAGCUACUGUCCUACAGCAUUAUGCA